AUGCUUAUUUCAUUUCCUGUGACGAAUGCGAAAGCGAGUACAUUUGCGAGAAUGUCUAGAUCACUAUGUGCUCGAAAGGAGCAGCUGAAUGACAAAACGAGGCCAUGUCACUACACAGCAGUUGGUGGUCCUUGGAGGCGGUAUUACCACGGAGCUGAUUUUGACGUUAAAACCAUAAUCUCAGCGCAUGAACCUCACAGCAUGAACCUUAUAGCGUAUUGCGACUCUGGAGAGAUGAUGAAUCCACGCGAAGAGCUCGAAAAUGAAUCGCAAAGAGGAACACCUCUUUACUACUGCGGGAUCUCUUCCCCUAUCAAAGGUUGUUAUUUGAUUCGGCUAAUCGCUUCAGCACGAGUUUCUAGCAGCGGCAAAGAAAACUCCUCUCUGAUCCUAGGGUACGAUUCACGCUUCUACUUGCAGAUGUGA
This is a messenger RNA of Necator americanus (New World hookworm), 426 nucleotides long. RefSeq lists its product as uncharacterized. Bases 1 to 426 code for a protein of 141 amino acids. NCBI's taxonomy places the organism in Eukaryota, Metazoa, Nematoda, Chromadorea, Rhabditida, Ancylostomatidae. The record is from RefSeq and is a predicted model, not a curated record. The transcript has a single exon.